This is a messenger RNA of Lodderomyces margitis, 939 nucleotides long. RefSeq names its product proteasome regulatory particle lid subunit. Gene Ontology annotation, molecular function: metallopeptidase activity; proteasome binding; protein binding. The transcript has a single exon. NCBI's taxonomy places the organism in Eukaryota, Fungi, Ascomycota, Pichiomycetes, Serinales, Debaryomycetaceae. Gene Ontology annotation, cellular component: proteasome regulatory particle, lid subcomplex. The coding region runs from base 1 to 939 and encodes 312 amino acids. The record is from RefSeq and is a predicted model, not a curated record. Gene Ontology annotation, biological process: protein deubiquitination; proteasome-mediated ubiquitin-dependent protein catabolic process.
AUGGAAAGAUUACAAAGAUUAUUAGGCCAGGGAGCUGGUCUCGGUGGGGCAGCACCACCUCAAACAGAUGGGCCUGCAAUUGACAACUCUGAAACCGUUUAUAUUUCCUCACUCGCCUUACUUAAGAUGUUGAAGCAUGGAAGAGCCGGUGUCCCAAUGGAAGUGAUGGGAUUGAUGUUGGGCGAGUUUGUUGAUGAUUUUACAAUACAGGUUUAUGAUGUUUUUGCUAUGCCUCAAUCGGGUACUGGUGUUUCGGUUGAAGCUGUGGAUGACGUGUUUCAAACCAAGAUGAUGGAUAUGCUCAGACAAACGGGAAGAGAUCAAUCAGUGGUAGGUUGGUACCAUUCGCAUCCCGGUUUCGGCUGCUGGUUAUCCUCGGUUGAUGUAAAUACACAGCAGUCAUUUGAACAAUUGAAUAAGAGAGCUGUUGCUGUUGUCAUAGAUCCUAUUCAAUCAGUGAAGGGUAAAGUCGUUAUUGAUGCAUUCAGAACCAUAGACACCACAACGUUGAUGAUGGGCCAAGAGCCACGUCAAUCCACGUCCAAUGUUGGUCACUUGAAUAAGCCAUCAAUCCAAGCAUUAAUCCACGGAUUGAACCGUCACUAUUACUCGUUGAAUAUUGACUACCACAAGACUACAAAUGAUACAAAUAUGUUGCUCAAUUUGCACAAGAAGAAUUGGCAAUCAGGAUUGAAUCUCACGGACUAUAACCACAAUGAGAUUGAAAAUUUGGAGAGCACCGAGAAGAUGGUAAAUAUAGCCAAGUUGUACAGUCAGAGAGUCAGUGAAGAAAAAGAGUUGACUGAGGAGCAAUUAAAGACGAGAUAUGUUGGUAAGCAGGAUCCAAAGAAACACUUGUCGGAUACGGCUGAGAAAUUAAUAGACGACAACAUCAAGGUGCUUCUAACUGGUGGAGUUGAUUCGUUGGCUAUUCGAUAG